This is a messenger RNA of Owenia fusiformis, 1088 nucleotides long. Lineage: Eukaryota; Metazoa; Annelida; Polychaeta; Sabellida; Oweniidae. The record is from the annotation of a GenBank genome assembly.
UUCAGCGCAUCUAAGAUGGCAGCCUCCAUGGAAAAUGGGAGUUCAGAAAAUACAGACACAUUUGAUGUGUGUAUAUUACUGUUAAAAGAAGAAUGUGAUGAGACAAGUUCUAAUGCAUGUCUACAGACGCUAUUAAAAAUAUUCCAAAAUGUAGUUAGUCAUCCAACAGAAGAAAAAUACAAAGUUAUCCGAACAGAAAACAAGGCUUUUGCUUCAAAGGUUUGGUGCUACUCAGGGGCACAACAGUUUCUACUAGCAACAGGAUGGACAGAGGUAGAUGAUACUGUAGUCCUAACAGGGGACAGUAGCAGUUUGACUACAGCUAUAAAAGUCUUACAGGCACAUUUGAGUACGGAAGCUCAGAAUGCUACUCCACAGAAACAAUCUCAAUCUCCACAGAAACAAGCGAUAAAUCACGUAAUGAAUCAGGACUCUAAGAAAGCAAAGGUCUUAGAUGAGGGUAGGAAGAAACAACUAGAAGCUUACAAGAGACAAAUGGAGGAGAAGAAAAGAAUAAGAGAACAGAUUGAGGCUGACAGACGAGAGACAAAGACUAGAGAGAGUAAAUCAUCUAAAGCGCAGACAGUGGCUUCUGGCAAAGGAAUGACAAAGUUCUCCGACAUUGGGAUCGAUGUAAAUAAAGGAGGAGGCUGAGGUUAAAUAACGUGUGUUGGUAGUUGCAACCCACCUUCAGAAUAAACGAAAUCAACAACCAACGAGCUAAUAAUCCCAGAUGGUAUGAUCUUUCUGAGUGUUUUAAACAACAAUUCAGAAGAAAAAAUGGAAAAGUCAAGAAGAAAUUCGAUGAUAGCUAUUCAUGUAUUUUAAUGGAUGCAACGUCAAAAUGGAUGCAGAAAUGAUGGAGACUUUCAGAGAUAUUGAGAACUCUCUGAUUUGCUUGUGUACUCAUAUACAUGUACUCAUGUACAUGCUAGAUUACAAUUUAGUUGUUUAAGUACUUCAUGUGUCUUGGAUUAUAUUGAAUUUUUGCUUUAAUUAAAAACCAAAUGAUCACGUUUUUCAAAUUCAAGAAUUAUUAGGUCAAGUUUUUAUUUUAUUACUUCAUUAUAUCAAUGGAUACAACAAUU